AACAGCCUUCCAGGCGCUGGUUUCGCUCACAGCCGUCAGCGUUAAACGAGCGGGGCAGACUCCUGCGGCUGCGGCGUUGUUUCCGGCAAGGUGAUUAGUCUUCUGUCAGGACUGGACCGCACAUCAUGGGAGAUUUAGAUUGACAUUACAGAAUGUAGGAAAUAGCAUCACCUCUCUUGGAGCUACGUAUAUUCAUUCAGCAUCCCUGGUGAAGUACUGACUCCAAACAGUCCUUGUCAAGGUUUUCUUGGAAGCAGGAAUGGGCAGGAGCAGCCCUCAGGAAGCAGCAGUCAUGAUUCACUGUUUUCAUUUGGACUUCUGACACCUCUUGCCAGACAAUAUAUCUGCUGAUGUAAAGAAUGCACAGAACCAUGGCUUCUGCAGGGUUGGUGUACUUGUUGACAUGGCAGGUGGGAAUCAGCGUGAACUUGCUCGCCAAAAGAACCUAAAGAAGACUCAGGAGAUCCACAAAGGGAAAAGAAAAGAGGAUAGCUUGUCAGCAUCUCAGCGGAAACAGAGAGACUCUGAAAUUAUGCAGCAAAAACAAAAAGCAGCCAAUGAAAGGAAGUCUCUGCAAUCAGGAGCUAAAUGAGCUGCCCAUGCAAAGAAGAUUGAGUGCUCCAUUGAAACAGAAGGGCCUAGAAGAUCAAUCAUUAAGUGUCCAGUCAUUAAAUGAUUAAACAUCUGUCUUGCAGAGUUGUUUAACUACCAUUAGUUUAGACUAUUUCUUGUUAGUGCAGGCUUAGUUGUCUGGAGUGCUAGUUCAAAACUGCAUUCUUCUGCAUGCAUGUGAUCACAAGUAUUGAGCAACAGCUUUUGUCCAGCUUUUGUUGCGUUUCCUGGUUUCACUUAAUGAUUCCAGUAACAGUGAAUUUCUGAAUCUACAGUUAGACUAGACAUUCUUGUCAAUUCUUAAAGUACGCUGUCAUUCAGAAUAGAACACACUUGUAAAAUGUGCUUAAACUUACAGACAUCUGAACUGUAAAUGUCAUCUUGAAUUAUUUUUACAAUAAACUGUUGCAUGAGA
Molecule: messenger RNA, 1027 nt
Organism: Colius striatus (speckled mousebird)
Lineage: Eukaryota; Metazoa; Chordata; Aves; Coliiformes; Coliidae
Product: small EDRK-rich factor 1
Exons: 5
Coding region: 404-592 (62 amino acids)
Source: RefSeq, a predicted model, not a curated record